Colletotrichum truncatum is the source of this 966-nucleotide messenger RNA. RefSeq lists its product as uncharacterized. The record is from RefSeq and is a predicted model, not a curated record. Lineage: Eukaryota; Fungi; Ascomycota; Sordariomycetes; Glomerellales; Glomerellaceae.
AUGAAAACAAUUCUUUUAUUCCUGUUGGUGUCGCAAGUCUUGGGCCAGUGGACGGAGCGCUGGGUGACAGGAGCAGGACUCUCGGAGCCGCGCUGGGACAAUCGUUCAUUGGAAGAUUAUCGAAGCGCUUUACGCAACCCGAAUGCUACCCGUUCUAUCACCUUGAAGCCUUGGCAAUGGGCGCGUGGGAAUGUUCCACGACUUGAUCGACUAGAAUGGACAUGGCGUGUAAACAUCACAAACAUUGCACUCCCAAGUCUAGCGUCCGUGUUCCCGGAUGUGAGCGACCCGCAUCUUGUUAGCACAACAUACGACUUUUCCUGGACGGGUGGCGGUAAUCUAUCGCAGCCGCUGCAUUGGUCAACAUCCCCUUUCUGCAUCACCACGAUGGCAGCGAACUUUGUUUUUCCUCCAAACGUCACAAACUUGUACAACGAAAGCAACUCAGAUAUGUCCGACUGUGAAGCAAUCAUAGGGAGUGACUGCCGCUCUAAACUCAAUGUUGACGGUAACAACCUCAGAAGUGUAGACCGCUGUGCUGGUCCCCAAACUUUAUGGAGCGAUAUCUCAGAGUGCAACGCCACGUUUGGCUACGCUUCACAGGCCAACCUGGGCGGCACGAACACGGAUUUCGGGCUUUUGACAUUCGACAUAAACCAGCAGCCUAACAACAGCAGCUUGCGGAACGAAAUAAUGCCGAUCUCUAGCGGAGAUGGAUUUUUCCAGCUAGCCUCCGGCAUACUUAAUGGCUCUGACGCUGCAGAGGCAUAUCGCAAUGCCACACAUGGUCUUCAGUUCAUCAUGUUUAACACUUGGAUUGAUAUUGUGAAUGGUCAAAUAAGUAGACCUAACGUCCUCUGCAUGAGAGUCAACGCGACAACAGUUCCUUCUAGCGCUGCCCUAAAAGCAUACACGGUGUGGGGAUUUGGCGUUGUCAUAAUUACUAUUUUUAGUUUGGUUUUCUGA